GUCUUUUUCUUUUCUUUAUUGUAAUGUCAUCUAACAAAGCUCAAGAUAGUUCUAAUCCUCCCAUAGGGACACCUCCCAACUGGUCUGAGAGUCAGGUGAUCCCAGCCUUCGGUAAUCGAGAUCGUGGAUUACAUGGAGGUGCUGGUUACCCUAAAGAACCCUAUGGUGGUCGACCAGAUGGUGGCUACGUUCCACUGAUAUUUGGUGGUGGUUAUGGCCAAUACAAAUACUAUCAGCAACAACAACCAAGGUAUGCCCAACAACAAGGUGGUGCUGGCAGUGGUUCUUCCACCUGUUUAACUGCUUGUUUGGGUGCACUUUGUUUUUGUUAUACUUUAGACAUGGUUAUUUAAAAAAAAAAAAGAA
This is a messenger RNA of Hyphopichia burtonii NRRL Y-1933, 366 nucleotides long. RefSeq lists its product as uncharacterized. The record is from RefSeq and is a predicted model, not a curated record. The transcript has a single exon. The coding region runs from base 24 to 353 and encodes 109 amino acids. Lineage: Eukaryota; Fungi; Ascomycota; Pichiomycetes; Serinales; Debaryomycetaceae.